CAUAUGUUUAUGAUAUAUCUUCAAUAAAAUUUAAUUUUUUCUACAGUGUAUAAUAAAACAGAGACCGUUUGUGCGCUGUAGUUAGAAAAGUAGGGGUGCGUUACUAAAUUUGACUGUGAUAUUAAAAGAAAAAUCAUUUAAUACGGUAAUAAUUUUUUACAGAGUUUUGAAAAUGAAAUGAGAUAAAGACAUCACGAUCAGAAUGGCCACAUAUCCAGGAAUGAGUCUAAGAGGAGAAGUCAGGGAAAGUAUUUCUUUAGACGAAGAUGACUUGAGCGACGUGGAGGAUGAGGUUUUUAUCAGAGAUGGAAAGAAUGGCUAUAAGUUAGCAGAAGAACUGAAUGUUAAAAGACCUUUGAUGGCGCCCAGGAGAAAGCUGGGUAAACAGGAUAUCGGUACGAGACUGAAAAAUAAACCGCCGUGUAGGGCUUUCUGUAAACCUUGUUGCUACGUUUCGGCGGCACUUGCCGUUCUUAUAGGACUUAUAAUUUUAGUAGUGAUCCUAGUCUCCAUGUACCCAUUGCCUUUGGAUCGGUUCAGAGAUUGGGUUAUCAAAAAAUCGCAUCCCGAAGACGACGGUAGGACCAAACUAUUACCUUGCCACAACUUAAAAGUAACAGAGGUGUGGUCGGUUACGUUGCCAAAACUAACCACGGAUUCUCCUGUACGCUCUUUAGAUGUCAAUGCCGACGGUGUGGAAGAUAUAUUAUUUGGAUUUGGGACAGGUGAUAAUUCCGACGUAUUACCUCCUGACAUUUUCUGUCCAGUAAUUAUGAGUGUACAGCCUCCCUGUGAGGGAGGUGUUGCAGCGCUGAACGGAAUAACUGGAGACAUAAUUUGGCGACACUGGUUUAAUGACACUAUAUUUGGCUUACAUUGUACGGCUGAUAUAAACGGGGAUAUGCAGAAGGACUGCUUGGUGACCGGCAUGAAAGGGACCAUCGCAGUAAUCAAUUCCAAGAAUGGAAGUGUCAUUUGGCAAUUAGAUACGGGACUGUCAAACAUCUUUGUAGCCAAUUUCAUCCAAGACCAAAACAACGACAGCGUUUCGGAUAUUUUGGCUUCUCAUUCGUCGCUGACCGCUGAAAGAGACGGCCAUAUCGUUUUGUUUUCUGGAAAGGAUGGGCAUGAGAUUAAAAGGACAUCGACGUUUGAUAAUGCCAAAACAUUUUAUAUGCCACAAAUGGUAUCGCUAAAUAGCAGCGUCUUUGUACUUUUUGGAACCGGAUCUCCGUCCACUCCUGGAAAUUUAAGUUUAACACCUUUGAGUGACAUAAUGAUGGGAGUUUUCUCGAAUCAAACACAAGUAUUAUAUAGAGACAAAUUCAAGGGUAUAAUAACACCGUCCAUUAUAGUGGAUAUAACAGGAGAUAAAGUACCAGACAUUAUUACAGCCAUGUACAAUUCGACCGUAGUUGCAAUAAACGGAGUAACACUCCAACAAAUAUGGAAUUACACAAUUCCCGGACCCAACUCGGAGACUAGCAUCAGUCCUACGCCUGGAUAUUUCAAUUACGAUAACGUCACUGACUUUUUAGUUAUUUAUCAGAAAUACGACAGUAUUCUCAACAACAACUACACACAGGCCUUCAUUAUUGACGGCAAAACCGGACAAUCGAUCUAUAGCCCUUUCGGGGGAAGCCUGAUCACCCAAAUGGGAGGGCUAACUAUCAGCAUGGAGAAUCACGGGUACGACAUGUAUUUAUUUUGGACAGCAGAGUGUACUAACAUCGAAAUGUUCAAGAAAACAGGGGUCCAAAAAGGAAAGUUGGGUGAUUUUUAUGAUGAAUGUCGCCGACAGUUUAACACGACUAGAAUUUUGAAGUUGAACGUGUUGAAUCAGUUCCAUCAACCACCAGGGUUUGUCAUUUACAAUUCGGUUGAUCAUGUAACGAAAGAAUUUGGCAGCAUGAAGUCGUCGUUGAAACAAGUAAAGGAGUUCUAUCGUUCGCAUGAGAAAGUUCACAUUGAAGCGGCGGGUCAGAGUGAGGUGGACGAAAAUUACAGCGUUGACGCACCCAUAGGAAUCAGGAAAUAUGGAACCUCUAAUUUCCGACAUAAAGACGGUCGAACCGGCAUCGUCAAAGACUACGGUCCUUCGGAGGUGAACAGCCCCAUUGUCGAGGAUCAAGAUGGCGCAAUCUCGAACACGGACUACGACUGGCCCCAAAAUCAGCCCUCGAAUGUAUUAAACGAUUUAGAUGGCCUGGAGCCUGAAUUUAAUAAUUAUCCCAUCGAUGACAGCAUCCCGUACAACCAGAAGCACUUGCUUAUUGACGAAAGCUCUCGGAAAAUGGGCAGCCGCGAUCCGAGAAGUAAAGAGAAGACAGAGUCAUCCAAUAAAGUAGAUCCCAACUCCAAAAGCAACCAAAAGGAAAAGUCAAGAUCCAGUACGAAAAAGAAAAAUUUAUCCGAUAAAAAAUAUGGAAUAUAUGAUUACAAAAAUCUCCGCUCGGCGCAAAAUAGGCUCCUCCACGACAUAAAUAACAUACCGACGGAAAUUUUGAAGGAUACUUUCUUCAAGAAUGAGGAGAGACGAUUGAGGAAAUCCAAGUUCGAACAGAGGGAUAUCAACGCUCACAAUGACAAGAUAAAAGAAAACGAAGACAUACAGAGCAUUAUAGAGGAAGAAAAGGUGGCUCUGCAGAACAAUUCGCUGAAUCUUUGGGACUUGGAAUCCGAGAAGGAGGUACAGGACUGGGAGAGUGGAAAUUACAGAGGAAAAAGGGAAGUGAACUAUACUUUUGAUAGCGUCACUAAAAUUACAUCAGUAGGUGCAGUAGUAAAUCCUUUCAACGUCUCGAACAACACGAAUGCCAUAGACAUUGUUUUCGUAACUUAUUGGCAACCGGCUAUUUUAGAAGAGGACGUCUUAUUGAAACAAGACAUACACGAUUGUGUGGAAGAAAAACUAUUGCAAAAAUCAGAAGAUCAAAGUCACGAGUACCCAAAAACGAUGGAGAAAGAUCAGAGGGCUUCAUAUAAAAGAGAAUGUUUGGCUGAACAGGCCAAUUUAAAAAAUGAUGUCGCCUAUUUCCAGCAACUGUUUCAACUUAGAUUAGGUCAAAUGACCGUCUACAGAUUAAGAAUAGAAUGUGAAUGCUUAAGUGUAAAUACGAAUGAAAGGUGUGUUAAAUUUUUACCCAAGAGUGAUCAAAGCUAUCCCUCAUAUUUAGGAAGGAACGGCGACGGUGUUUUCUUUGUUAGAGAUUAGUAAUUUCUUAAUUCGUUUGGUUUAAUAUGCCCUUAGAAAGUGAGAAAUGUUUGUCACCUAAUACAGAUCCGAUUACACUGGGGUAUUUUUAGUUAUUUAUUAACCACACAUUUUUAUAAUCAUUGUUAAUUAGGCUGGACAUCGUCAAAAGCUAGUUAUAAAUCAGAUGUAAAGUAAAUAAUGUUUUAUAUUUAAAAAAUAGUAGCAAAUAAGUAAAAAUACCUCAUACAUUCUAUUUUUGUGUACCUGGAUUAAUUUAAAUAACACUUUACAUAGUAAUUUUUAAAUCUAUGUUAACAGCUAGUGAUACCAAAGAGGUUUUAUUAUUUUGUGGAAAAGAAAACGUCUAUUUUAUAUGCAGAAAUAUUCGACAAUCUAAUAUUAUUUGUGGUGAAUUGUGAAAUUUAGUUAUACAAUCAAUAGUACUAUCACAAAAAUUCUUUGCGAUGUAUGGGUUGAUUCUGCGCACACCUGUAAACAAAUAUGUAACUUAUUAUAAGCUUAGAUAAUUUGCAAUUCUACGUUACAUGCAGCUUACAGAAGUUCUCACGAAACUGUGAUUUUCACAACUGAACCAGAUGUCAUCAGAACGGCUUACCGGAUCUUUGUGUGAGGUUAAAGAAAUAUAAAAUAAUUCUGACCAAUUUAUUUAUUUGAAGAAUGAAUCUAUUAAUUUACGGAAUAUAAAUCUACCAUCUGAGAGAUUUUGAUAUAAACACUUGUUCAAUCUUAUUUCACAUUGUUUUAUGUUUACUUUUUUCCAACUAUUCAUUUACCACUACUAUAAAAAUAUGGGCAGCAAACUUACCAGUAAGGUUUAUAUUUUUAUGAUUUAUAGAUACAAAAAAACUAUAUUUAAUUGAUGUUUCACUUUCAUUUUAUAUAAAAAUACGUUUGUAGAUGAAAUUUUUAAGGUUAAGGUCAAUGCAAAUUCAGUGACGUGAAGUUGCAGCUGCAGUAGUUCAUUUGCAUCUCUGUCCAGGGAGUACAGGGACGGCUCCAGAAUUGCAUACUUUACGUAAAUAUUGUAACAAAAUUAACCGUGGCUUAUUAUAUAAUUAUAAAUUUACAGAGAAACACAGAAUCGACCGUUUAUUAUCGUUUAAAAAAAUACAAAUAUUU
This is a messenger RNA of Anoplophora glabripennis (Asian longhorned beetle), 4336 nucleotides long. RefSeq lists its product as uncharacterized. NCBI's taxonomy places the organism in Eukaryota, Metazoa, Arthropoda, Insecta, Coleoptera, Cerambycidae. Gene Ontology annotation, molecular function: protein binding. The transcript has 14 exons. The coding region runs from base 203 to 3214 and encodes 1003 amino acids. The record is from RefSeq and is a predicted model, not a curated record.